GUUGUAUUUUGCUUUAAGAAAAAGGGGUUUAGCGUACAAUAUGAGGAAAACAACGUCCUAUUUGGGCGGGUUUACAAUGAAGUACAUCAAAGGCACAGGUCUCUACGAUGAAGAUCAUGUCAAUGACUUUAACGCUAAUCCUUAUAUGUCUGCGCGUACCACAAUGCGGUGGUAUUAUCAAAUGGAGCGCCAUCAAACGCGAAGCAAUCUUAAUGCGAGGCAGGCUACACAGAGCUAUAAUAAUAAUAUGGGUCUGCACCACAGUGGACGUGGCGCGUUUGAGCGUGAAGCGGAACGUCGGGGUAUCAAGGUUGAAAAGUAUUCUCUUACAACAACUACUGGUUCGGCACGCGUAGCUGAAAUGGUUCUUUUGCGUCGAGAAAAACUUGAGGGGCAAUCAUCGAAGUUCAUGGAGUCUAAGCGUGCAGAGCUGCGUCGAUCGUCACCGUCUGGAUGGUACGAUGAGUCUAAGGGACCUCUUAAUCCAAAUUUCCUCAAGAGCAUCCAGAUGAAUUAUGAUGUGAAUAUUCUAGACCUUCCAAAUACGCCAUUGAUGAGAGUUUCCACCUGAAUGAACCAUGUUCUAUCUUUUUACACAUUAUUUAAAAAUAAAGAGUAUAUGGGGGUGAUGGUAUUCGGUAUUUUGAAACGGUGUAAUUUGUUAAAAUGUUUUACCUCGUCUUCUAAUUCAUUAGAUGAUGUCUUAUUUUGUGUCGGUUUAAUCCAACAGAUAUAGUGUGAUAUGUACUUUUGUGUCUACAUCA
Messenger RNA from Phytomonas sp. Hart1, 764 nucleotides. The record is from the annotation of a GenBank genome assembly. Lineage: Eukaryota; Euglenozoa; Kinetoplastea; Trypanosomatida; Trypanosomatidae.